AGAUUUCAUACAUCUUAUGGAAGCUUUUCGAAAACUGAGUUCACCGAAAGAUAUGGCCCAGUUCACUGAGUUGAUUCCGGGUUUGCCUGAAGAAAUCGCUCUCGAGUGCUUCACUCGGUUGCCUUACACAUCUCACCGAGUCGCCGCCCAGGUUUGCCGUCGAUGGGGGGAGCUUCUUCAGGGCAAGGAGUUCUACUACCGCAGAAAGCAAACCGGAUUCACCCACAAAGCAGCUUGCUUGGUUCAAGCGCUCCCUGUUCUGUCCGAAUCCGAUGGGCGAAAACCGGUCCGACCACCGAGUUAUGGGAUUUCAGUUUUUGAUUCGGUGAGUAGGACUUGGGAGCGAAUCGCUCCGGUUCCCAAGUAUCCAGAUGGGCUUCCGUUGUUCUGCCAGGUGACAAGCUCGGAGGGCAAGCUCGUGGUGAUGGGUGGCUGGGACCCCGAGAGUUACGACCCCGUAAAAGAUGUGUUUGUCUACGAUUUCACCACUCGGCGGUGGAAGCAAGGCAGGGACAUGCCAUCGAAGCGUUCGUUCUUCGCCGCGGGAGAACUGGAAGGGCGGAUCUUCGUUGCCGGCGGCCACGACGACAGCAAGAACGCGCUGAGCACCGCCUGGGUAUACGACGUGAGGAGGGACGAGUGGAGUGAGUUGACCCGGAUGAGCGAUGAACGAGACGAGUGCCAAGGUGUCAUAAUCGGGUCCGAGUUCUGGGUGGUUAGCGGUUACGGCACCGAGAGCCAAGGAGGGUUCGUGAAAAGCGCCGAGUCUCUCGAUCUGGAAACCGGUCGGUGGAACCGAGUCGACGAGGCGUGGGGGACAAAUCAGUGUCCGAGGUCGUGUGUCGGUGUGGGUAAAGAUGGGAAGCUGUUUAGCUGGGCCGAAUCGGACACGGCGGUGGGCGUGGGGGCUUGUGCAGUCGACUUAGGAGACUGGACACUUUUGACCGGCUCGGCUUACCAGGGUGCACCACAAGGGUUCUUUUUGGUGGAGAGAAAGGAAGGACAAAAUGGGAAAUUGGAGAGAAUAGAAGUGGGGGAUGGAUUUUCGGGAUUUGUACAAUCAGGGUGUUGCGUGGAGAUCUGACGGCGGAGGCAGUCACUAGUCUGUAUGUAUUUUCCUGUUUCUGUUUUGGCUUACAAGUCAACUGAGUUAAUGUAUAAUGGGCUCUUUGUUGGAAGUUUUGUUGGAUUGAGUUGCUUGAAUACAAUAUCGUCAUAUACGGGCGGCCUAAAUCAAAAUUUGGGCCCUUGUCCGCAAA
Messenger RNA from Vitis riparia (riverbank grape), 1259 nucleotides. RefSeq names its product F-box/kelch-repeat protein At2g44130-like. The transcript has a single exon. Gene Ontology annotation, biological process: regulation of phenylpropanoid metabolic process; negative regulation of cytokinin-activated signaling pathway. The coding region runs from base 17 to 1084 and encodes 355 amino acids. Gene Ontology annotation, molecular function: protein binding. Lineage: Eukaryota; Viridiplantae; Streptophyta; Magnoliopsida; Vitales; Vitaceae. The record is from RefSeq and is a predicted model, not a curated record.